AUGGUCUGAAAAAUCGAGUCUACGGGUAAAAUUCGCGCAGGAAUUCAAGGAGAGAUAACUCUUUGAAUUCAUUGAUUGACUCCACGUAUAUAGUUCCCCCGACAACCGUUACUGAAUAUUGUGUAAUUUAUCAGAAUCGCCUGCUUAAAAGCAAGCAUCUUAAUUUCGAGUCAAAAUGACGGCUAAGAAGGAAGAUUACGUACAUAAGGCUAAAUUAGCCGAACAGGCUGAAAGGUACGAUGACAUGGCCGCUGCGAUGAAAGAAUGCGUUGAAAAAUCGACUGAUGGAGAAGGGUUGGAUAACGAAGAACGAAAUCUACUGUCAGUCGCGUACAAGAACGUUGUCGGGGCUAGAAGAUCGGCAUGGAGGGUCAUAUCAAGCAUCGAACAGAAGAGCGAAUCAAACGACAAAAAACAGACAAUGGCUAGAGAAUAUAGAGAAAAAGUAGAAGAGGAGUUGAAGACUAUUUGUAAGGAAGUACUGGAACUUCUGGAUAAAUACCUUAUUCCUCAAGCUAAAGCUCUACAUGAGAAGAAAGGUUCAGAUGAGGAAGAUUCCGGACCACCUCCAGCAGAUAGUUUAGUAUUUUAUUUAAAGAUGAAGGGAGAUUAUUACCGAUAUCUAGCCGAAGUUAGUCAAGGAGACAAAAAAGGAGAAGUAGUAGGAAAAUCCUGCAGUUCUUAUAAAGAGGCUGACGGAAUAGCAGAGUCUAUGGCGACAACUCACCCUAUACGUUUAGGCUUGGCACUUAAUUUCUCCGUAUUUUAUUAUGAGAUCAUGAAUAGUCCUGAAAAGGCCUGUGAAUUAGCUAAAAAAGCUUUUGAUGAUGCUAUUACCCAUCUAGAUUCAUUGAAUGAAGAGUCGUACAAAGACAGCACGUUGAUAAUGCAGCUGCUGAGAGAUAAUCUUACGCUAUGGACGACAGACACACAGCCUGAUGAGGGAGACACUCAAGAACAGGAACAUUAGCUUUAUAUAUCUCCAUGGAAACACAUGUUGAUUGACACCACCGUGUGAUCAUGUGACUGGGAAGCUCAAUUUUUAUUGGUUGGCUGGACAUCAGAUGAUUAAAAUAAAUACUAAAAGUCGUAGGACGUCUCUUCUCAAUGGCUCUUCGCUAUUAAAAUUGUCAUCGUUGUAGAGAAUGAUAAACUUCAUUUCAAUAUCAAGUUUCCGUUCACAUGCAAGCUAAAUUCUUUUUAAAGAAAUAAUUGGGUUGGAAUUUCUUAAUAAUUUUGUUUUUUUGUUGGUGCAAGUUCCGCUGGCACAUUUCAUAUCAUAAAUUAACAAUUUUUAGGACUGAAUAUUUUUUUUCUCCCCUGUGAAUUGUUCGUAAUUUAAUCUAUCCGACAACUUGUGUAGCUAACGUGUAUACGUACGUGUUGUUAAAACUAAUUCAUUAUUAAUGAUUUUUUAUUUUAUUUUAAAAAGCUACCCGCCCCCUUCCAUCUCCAUGUAGCGUACAUACCCCCCCGGCAUAUCUCAUCUUGUUAGUUGAGAGGACUAAAAGGUGACACGUAGAGAAUUUUAAAUAUGUGUUUCUAUUGUAAACUGUUUUGGGUUAUUCGUAGAGUUAUCUAUAUAGUAAAUUAUUGUAUUCAAAUUAUUAUUAUUAUUAUAAUUUCUAACAUCCCAUCUGUAGAGCAGGAUAGUCUUAGUAGAAAUAUCGUCGGUCGCCCCCCACCCCCCCAAAUUUCCCUAAUCUGUACUUUUAUUGAGAUCCUAUUACUAUUAUUACAGUAAUCUUAUAAACUAAAACACGAUAUUUAAUAAAGCCCAAAUGAAAAGCCAAGAAAAUUUCUUUUUUCUGUUAAAUAAUGAGACUUAAAUAUAGCCUUCGACAGCCAACCGUGAAUUGAACAUUUGACCCAUGAACUUCAGUUGAGUCUUUCCUUCAUCUUUCGUCAAAUUGUAAUUAAAUUGGGAAAUUAUAGAAAGCCAGAUUUUUAUCCUUGUGUUGAAAAAAAAAUAAUAAUAAAAAAAAGUUUAACAAAUUGUGUUCGAAUAGUAUAGUUCUAUUAAAAAAAAAUGAAAAUUGAACGACUGUGACGUGAGAUACUUUGUUAUAAAAUGUCAGACUUACAAUCAAAUUUGAUUAUCAUGAUAAAUGUAUCAAAUUUGAACUAUAUUGCGCAAUAAACUUGGAUCUCUA
Patella vulgata (common limpet) is the source of this 2153-nucleotide messenger RNA. RefSeq names its product 14-3-3-like protein. The transcript has 6 exons. The record is from RefSeq and is a predicted model, not a curated record. The coding region runs from base 176 to 970 and encodes 264 amino acids. Gene Ontology annotation, biological process: signal transduction. Lineage: Eukaryota; Metazoa; Mollusca; Gastropoda; Patellidae. Gene Ontology annotation, cellular component: cytoplasm.